Aspergillus terreus NIH2624 is the source of this 1395-nucleotide messenger RNA. RefSeq lists its product as uncharacterized. Bases 1 to 1395 code for a protein of 464 amino acids. The transcript has 3 exons. The record is from RefSeq and is a predicted model, not a curated record. Lineage: Eukaryota; Fungi; Ascomycota; Eurotiomycetes; Eurotiales; Aspergillaceae.
AUGAAUUCUAUCGACUUGGCCCGCAAGCAACAGAGCCAGGUUCAGAUACUAAAGCCUAUUCUGCGGGCUUAUGCAAUCGGGUACCUGUCCUCGACCACCCCUAAGAUUAUAUCAUCUGUCCGGCGUAUCUGCAGGGGUGGCUUGCACCCUGUGCAGAGACGUGGUGAGCUGUUGCGUGCAUUGACAGCCGCAAUCCGUCUGGACAGUUUUCCAACAUUUUGUGCCGCUAUUGUUGGCGGUUCCACGGUCAUCCCGGUUUUUAUUUUUCGGCUCUGUGCGUUGCUAGCUACCAGGCUUGGCCUGAAGUCAGGUGUCUGGAAAUCUGGAGGGUUUGUGCGGUUGGUUCGACUCGUUGCCGCCUUCACCUCCGCGUGGCUCAGCUUUGCGCUCCUGAACCGGAAGCCCAUCAGGACGCAGGGAGUCCGCUCCGAUUCACGUAGUAAUUCGGAACAUACCGCUACAGACAACCAUUAUGACAGCACUACCACGACUCACGAGCCGCCUCGGCUUGCCGGUAGAACAAUGGAUCUCACGCUGUUCACCCUGACCCGUGCUGUGGACUUGACAGCUUGCAUUUUGUGGGUACGAUGGCGGGGAUGGCGGAAAUCCCGCGGCCGUUGGACGAAAGCAGAAUCUGUUGCUCCCAAGAUUGCAGAUGCUGGAAUAUUUGCUACCAGCGCAGCAAUCGUGAUGUGGGCAUGGUUUUACCUUCCUGAAAGACUCCCUAGGUCCUACGAGAAGUGGAUUGGAGAGGUAGCGAAGGUCGACAUCCGUUUAAUCGAGGCGCUCCGCCGUGCUAGGAGGGGUACCUUUGUCUACGGGAAAGAUACUGGCCAGGCCCCGCUGCUCCAGUCCAUGUGCAAGGAAUAUGGCUGGCCUUUGAAGUGGGGAGAUCCUAAAAAAACCAUCCCCAUCCCAUGCGAGAUGGUGCACAUGGGCUGCGGCCCUAACUGUGAGAAACAUGCUGCGUUCCGCUUCGCCAAGACGUUCAUCUUCGCCUGUGCAACCUAUAUGCCUCUCCAGAUUGCCUUCCGUCUGCGCGGAAUGAAAUCGCUAGAAUCCCUCAGCCGUGCCAUGUCGGAUGCCUCGCGGUCGUCCGCGUUCCUCGCUUCGUUCGUUAGCCUAUUCUACUAUGGCGUCUGUCUUGCACGGACAAGGAUUGGUCCUAAGGUCUUUAAUAAGGAAGCCGUUACUCCUUUGAUGUGGGAUUCUGGACUUUGUGUCGGGGCAGGAUGUUUCAUGUGUGGGUGGAGCAUACUCGUCGAAAGCGCACGGAAGCGGCAAGAGGUCGCGCUCUUCGUGGCACCCCGGGCUGCCGCAACAGUACUACCCAGGUAUUAUGAUAAGAAGGUAUGGAUGACAAUCCGUGAUCUAGGCCUACGUGACCGUCCCUAA